GUGCGGUGUGGCAUUCAGUUAGUUUAUUCGCUGGAAUUUUCUUCUGGGGCGUGGUGCCCACCCCGAGGGUCUGGCGUGUCUCUGGCUCCCUGCUCGUCUCGCGUGUUAGUGUAGUACUAGUUGAUUUGUGGUAUAUGGAUACCUGCUCGUCUGGUUCGUCUUGCGGGUUCGUCAUAGGAGUCGAAAUGUGUUCGGGUCGCGGCAACGGAAAAGUCCAGGGUCCAGGGCAAAGAGCAUUCCAUUCCGUCCCUUCCCUACCCCGGAAAAAUGGGCAGUUUGGAAUUAAAGAUGGUGGUGUAGAGAGUUGGGCCAAUGGUUGGGGCCAUGGUUUUAACAUGGGCAGCAUGGAAGCUCUGGGAGCGCAUGUCGUCGACCUAAGUAACCUAAGGUAUGGUAGCGCCCGACCGGGACUGGGGCUCCAAGGCAAUGUGUCUCUCGAAUUGCGACCUUCUCCAUCCAAAGUAGCAGGCAUCCAGCCCGUCGCGAGUCCCACCUUGCCCUCCGUCGCAAUCACAUUCGCAUUCUUCUCCGUCCCGACGACCCAAAUCGCCCGCGUUGUGGCUCACACGGUCGCUUCCCGCGCGCCGCCCCACGGUCGCCGCACCCGCCUAUUCCCUUCCUUCCGUACCGCGCGCAAGACUGGUUUCGAUUUUGGAGUCCGGAUAUAGACUAAAAAAUAAGAGGAGUGUAGCUGACGCAGAUGCAGUAGGGUCGAAGCAAGCAAGCCUACGCGGGACUCCAGGCAACCAGAUGAAUCAAUCAAAUUCUGUUGUCUGCCUGUCUAGAAAUCCAGAACGCACAUUACACUUAGCAACCCCGGUCCUGCCUCCCCACACGGCCGGAAGCAGACAGCUCUCUGGCCAAGAAGAAUAAGAUUAGCACAUAAUCAGCAUCCUUCGUAUCUUGCAGGAGCAGAAUUGCAGAAUUGGACCCCAACAAGCUCGAGCAGUGGCAAUGCUGUGCACAUGCCAGAGCGAAGCUCCUGCUAUGCAGCUUUCUCUCAUCGACUCCUUGUUUUUUUCCUGGUU
This is a messenger RNA of Colletotrichum navitas, 1028 nucleotides long. RefSeq lists its product as uncharacterized. The coding region runs from base 135 to 668 and encodes 177 amino acids. The record is from RefSeq and is a predicted model, not a curated record. Lineage: Eukaryota; Fungi; Ascomycota; Sordariomycetes; Glomerellales; Glomerellaceae. The transcript has 3 exons.